This is a messenger RNA of Vigna unguiculata (cowpea), 1826 nucleotides long. Its product is annotated as signal recognition particle subunit SRP54 2-like. Gene Ontology annotation, cellular component: signal recognition particle, endoplasmic reticulum targeting; cytosol. NCBI's taxonomy places the organism in Eukaryota, Viridiplantae, Streptophyta, Magnoliopsida, Fabales, Fabaceae. The record is from RefSeq and is a predicted model, not a curated record. Gene Ontology annotation, molecular function: endoplasmic reticulum signal sequence receptor activity; 7S RNA binding; ATP hydrolysis activity. Gene Ontology annotation, biological process: SRP-dependent cotranslational protein targeting to membrane; SRP-dependent cotranslational protein targeting to membrane, translocation.
AUAAUGCCCCGCUCGUUUUACCGGCGGUGGAAGAGAAAGUGUGCGAGAGAGACACAGAGCAAUAUCUGAAUCUGAAAUCGUAACCUUGGUGUUCCUGUUGCGUUGAAACCCUAAUCUGGAAAUUGAAGUGUUGAAGGGAAGAACAAGAUGGUUCUGGCGGAGUUAGGGGGGAGCAUUUCGCGUGCUCUCCAGCAGAUGAGCAAUGCGACGGUGAUCGACGAGAAGGUGCUCAACGAUUGCCUCAACGACAUCACUCGCGCUCUUCUCCAAUCCGAUGUUCAAUUCAAGCUUGUGCGCGACAUGCAGACUAACAUCAAGAACAUUGUCAACCUCGACGAUCUGGCUGCGGGGCACAACAAACGCAGGAUCAUUCAACAAGCUGUGUUUAACGAACUCUGCAAGAUACUGGACCCUGGGAAGCCCUCUUUCACUCCCAAAAAGGGAAAAACAAGUGUCGUCAUGUUUGUUGGUUUGCAAGGUUCUGGGAAAACCACAACCUGUACAAAAUACGCAUAUUAUCAUCAGAAGAAAGGCUGGAAGCCAGCUCUAGUAUGUGCGGAUACUUUCAGAGCUGGUGCAUUUGAUCAAUUGAAGCAAAAUGCAACCAAAGCUAAGAUCCCUUUCUAUGGAAGCUAUAUGGAAUCUGAUCCUGUAAAAAUUGCAGUGGAAGGUGUGGAGAGAUUCAAGGAAGAAAACUGUGAUCUUAUAAUCGUUGAUACCAGUGGGAGGCACAAGCAAGAAGCUGCUCUUUUUGAAGAAAUGCGGCAAGUUUCAGAAGCAACGAAACCAGAUCUUGUUAUAUUUGUUAUGGAUAGCAGUAUUGGUCAGGCUGCUUUUGAUCAAGCCCAGGCGUUUAAACAGAGUGUUGCAGUUGGAGCUGUAAUAGUUACCAAAAUGGAUGGCCAUGCAAAAGGUGGUGGUGCUCUUAGUGCUGUUGCAGCAACAAAGAGUCCUGUCAUAUUCAUUGGAACUGGAGAACAUAUGGAUGAGUUUGAAGUUUUUGAUGUUAAGCCAUUUGUCAGUCGUUUAUUAGGAAUGGGUGACUGGUCUGGGUUCAUGGACAAAAUUCAAGAAGUUGUGCCUAUGGAUCAACAACCCGAACUACUUCAAAAGCUGUCAGAAGGAAACUUCACCUUGAGAAUUAUGUAUGAGCAGUUUCAGAACAUACUUAAAAUGGGUCCUAUCAGCCAGGUGUUUUCUAUGCUUCCCGGAUUUAGUGCCGAAUUAAUGCCAAAAGGCCGUGAGAAAGAAAGCCAGGCAAAAAUCAAGCGUUACAUGACAAUGAUGGAUUCAAUGACAAACGAAGAGUUGGAUAGUUCAAACCCAAAACUCAUGAAUGAAUCACGUAUUAUGCGGAUAGCCCGAGGUGCAGGUCGCCAAAUUAGGGAAGUGAUGGAGAUGAUGGAAGAGUACAAACGUCUUGCAAAAAUAUGGAGCAAAAUGAAAGGGCUUAAAAUACCGAAGAAAGGUGAAAUGAGUGCCCUAUCCCGAAAUAUGAAUGCCCAGCACAUGAGCAAAGUCCUCCCUCCGCAAAUGCUGAAACAAAUUGGUGGCAUGGGUGGAUUACAAAACUUGAUGAAGCAGAUGGGAUCUGCCAAAGACAUGAUGGGAAUGGGAGGAUUGUUUGGUGGUGGCGGUGAUUAGUUGAGUUGACAUUUUAGUCAGACAUUUUAGUUCUUUUCAACUAGACUUAGUUGAUCAUCUUAUGCAGUUCAAUCAGCGAUGUCUCAUCUGCAACAUUUGCAACUGUUAUUGUAAAAUUAUAUUUUUCCCUGUGUGUAUAUUAUUUAUUUAGUUUACAGAGCAAUCAUAGAAAUUUUGCUAAA